UCAAACUGCCAUGUCAAGUUUAUGGCUCUAAUAGAAAAACCAGCGAAUUUAAUCUUCUUGGUUCUGUGGCUUUUAUCUCACCGUGAAUGUUUAGGUUCGCCUCUAUUUUUCGCAAAGCGUUGAGCGCUUAAGAGACUGACGUGUAGACGCUUUCUCCGCGUAUUUUCUUAUGGGUCUAACGGGAUAAUGUUUCGUAUUUGUCACCGUAAAGACAAAAUAUAACGGCUGUUUCCUCAAGCGACAGUAUUUUGCCUAAGAGGAGCAUCGAUGUGAUUUCUAGCCAGCGAGGGCGGCGUUUGAUGGAACAAAGCAGCCACAAUGAUGUCAGGAAAGCAUUUUAAGGCUCACGAAGUGAGCUGCUGCAUUAAGUAUUUCAUUUUCGGAUUCAACAUCAUAUUCUGGUUCCUUGGAGUAGCAUUUCUUGGCAUCGGAUUGUGGGCAUGGAGCGAGAAGGGUGUUCUUUCCAACAUCUCAUCAAUCACAGACCUGGGAGGCUUCGAUCCAGUGUGGCUCUUCCUGGUGGUUGGUGGUGUGAUGUUUAUUCUGGGAUUCGCAGGCUGCAUUGGAGCACUGCGUGAAAACUCUUUCCUGCUCAAAUUUUUCUCUGUGUUCUUGGGGAUCAUCUUCUUCUUGGAGUUGACGGCAGGAGUCCUGGCCUUCGUCUUUAAAGACUGGAUUAAGGACCAGCUGAACUUUUUUAUCAAUAACAACAUUCGGGCGUACAGGGAUGAUAUUGAUCUGCAGAACCUGAUCGACUUCACACAGGAAUAUUGGGAGUGUUGUGGUGCUUUCGGAGCUGACGACUGGAAUUUGAACAUUUACUUCAACUGCACAGAUUCAAACCCAAGUCGCGAGAAAUGUGGCGUGCCAUUUUCCUGCUGCACCAAAGAUCCAGCGGAGGACGUCAUCAACACUCAAUGUGGAUACGACAUCCGAGCUAAAACUGACUCUGAACAGAGGACAUUCAUCUACAUCAAAGGGUGUGUCCCACAAUUUGAGAAGUGGCUUCAAGACAACCUGACAGUGGUGGCAGGCAUAUUUAUUGGGAUUGCAUUGUUACAGAUUUUUGGCAUCUGUCUAGCACAGAAUUUGGUGAGCGACAUUGAAGCAGUAAGAGAAAGUUGUUUGUUCACCUAGGCUGCCACAUAAUCUUCAGAGGCAAGAAGGAUGUACCAGGACUCUUCAGAUUGUACACCAGCAAGCGAGACCGUUGACGAAAUCCAGUGUCCAAAAUGAAGAGACUCACUUUUGUUGUAAAUAGUACAUGUAGAGUCAAUUUGUGGACCUAUUUUUGGAAGAUGCACAGCCUCUGAAAUGUAUUGUGAGUACAGUGCAUCAAGCAGUUCAAUGCAGUGAUUAUGUUGGUGAAGUAGCGUUCAAGCGACACUGUUUUGUAAGGGAAGCAGAAGAAGAGACUAUCAUGUUGCACUCUCACAAAACAAUUCUUUAUAUUGAGAGUGGACACAACUUUAUAGUUGUGUAGUUUUUAAUGCUUCUUGUAUAAAUUUAAGUCUGUUCUGAGCAAGCACUGCAUGCCUUUUGUCUACUGGUGGGACACUGGCUCGCCGAUCUGUAGUAGCCAUUUAAGUAUUAGAAAAACAUUUGUAAAAUUAGUGGUUAAUUCAUGGUGCGUUUGGCUGGAUAGCACUUUGUAAAGUGACGAACAGUAAUUCGAAGUUGCCAAGAUUUAACUUAAAUUUAUUUAUAGCAUCACUUUAUAAAACUGUGACAUUCAUUGGUAUUGAGCAGUCCUAAAAUGAAUGUAUAUACACAGUGAGGAGCAGCAUUAUUUGCACCUCUUGUGAUUUUGCAAGUUCACCCACAUAGAAAAUAGGUAGAAGUCUGAAAAUUCAAUCAAAGAUGCAUUUCCACUUAUAGAGACGUACUCUAAAAAAACAAAUCCGGAACUCACAUUGUAUGAUUUUUCAAUAAUUCAUUUGUAAUUUACUGGGGUUCAUAAGUAUUUGUACCUCUGAGAAAAUCAGUGCUAAUAUUUAGUGCAGAAGCCUUGGUUUGCAAUUAGAGAGGUCAGACACUUUUGGUAGUUCUUCACCAGGUUUUCACAUUUGGAAACAGGGAUUUUACCCCAUUCCUCAACACAAAACCUCUCUAGAUCUGUCAGGUUUGGGGGUGUGUUCGAGAAACACGAAGUUUCAGCUCCAUCCAAAGAUUUUCUAUUGCAUUGAAGUCUGGAGACUGGCUAGGCCACUCCAGAACCUUGAUAUGCUUUUUACGCUGCCACUCCUUGGUCCGUUUGGCUGUGUGUAUCGGAUCAUUGUCGUGUUGGAAGAUCCAGCCAAGACUCAUCUACAAGUCUCUGACUGAGGGAAGAAGGUUGUGGCUCAAAAUCUGACGAUACAUUUCACCAUUCAUCCUCUGCUUUAUACAUUACAGUCAUCCUGUCCCCUUUACUGAAAAGCAGCCCCAAAGCAUGAGGUUUCCACCCCCAUACUUCACAGUGGGGAUGGUGUUCUUGUGAAUGUACUAAUCCUUCAUUUUCCUCCUCAACGACGAGUAAAGUUGGCACCAAAAUGUUCUACUUUGGUCUCAUCUGACCACAUGACUUUCUCCCAUGACCCCUCUGCAUCAUUCAGAUGGUCCCUGGCAAACUUCAGACUGGCCUUCAUAUGUACUGGCUUCAACAGGGUAACCUUCUGAGCAAUGCAUGAUUUACCAUUACCAUACAUAACCAUACCAUUGUACCGUCGUGUUCUACUGACAGUAGCCUUUGAAACUGUGCAUCCAACUCUCUUCACGUCAUUGACCGGCUCCUGGUGUGUAGUUCUAGGCUGAGCCCUCACUUUUCUCAUCGUAAAUGAUGGCUCACGAGGACAGAUUUUACAUGGAACCCCAGUCCAAGGUGGAUUAUCAAUGUUUAGCCUUUUCCAUUUUCUAACAAUUGCUACAUCUGUUGAUUUAUUCUCACCAAGCUGCUUUCCAAUUGUCCCAUAGACUUUUCCUGCUUUGUGGAGGUCAACAAUUUUUUUCUCUGGUGUCUUUCGAAAACUGUCUGAUGUUGCCCAUGGUAGCAGUUUGAUGACUGAGUGUGGGGUGCACAGGUGAUAAUUAUGAGCUCAAACGGGUGGUGGGUGGGUGGUUACUCAUGGGGUAAAGGUGGCUUUUUUUUAAAAAAAUUUUUAAGGUAGACUGACAACUCUUUGAGUGUCAUAAUUAUUGCUGAUUCUCAGGGGUACAAAUACUCAUGAACCCCAGUAAAUUAAAAAUAAAUUAUUUAAUGAAUAAUUUCGUGUGAUUUCUGGAUUUUCUUUUAGAUUAUGUCUCUAUGAGUGGAAAUGCAUCUGUGAUUGAAAUUUUAGACCGCCGUUUGUAAAGCAGCACAUGCUCAAAAUUACGACAACAUUUUCUCACAUUUAGCGCGACACACUGUUUAAAAUGGUGUGAAAUUUUUAGGGUCACUUUUUUUUGUGCACAUUUACAACAUUAUUUAGAAACUUAAAUAUUUAUUUGUAAAUAAGAAGUUUUGGACCUGAUUGUUUAAAUCCAGAACUAAAUAUUUAAUUUAAACCUUAAAUUUAUAUCCUAAAUGCUAAAUCUGGAAACGGUUGAAACUAAAUAUUUAGCUUAGUAUGAAAAUUGACAUGACCGGAGACCGGAAGUAACAAAAUAAAAGCUGGUGGAGCAGCUCAGACUGUCUGUUUACGUUGCUUGAAAAUGAAUACAACCUACUCAACGGUGAAAGUCUGCUGUUGGACAUGAGUCAUUGUGAUAAUAACAAUAUAUAGGUAAAAUACAUAUUUAGGAGAAACUAUUUAAAGAGUAUUUUGUGUGCUCCAGCUUUUAUUUAGUUACUCCCUGUCUCCAGUCAUGUGAAUUUGCAUAUUAUAAGCUAAAUAUUUAGUUCCGACCGUUUGCUGAUAUAACAUUUAGGAUAUAGGAUAGAAGUUUUUGAUUUAAAUUAAAUAUUUAGUUCUGGAUUAAAACAAUCAGGUC
This is a messenger RNA of Corythoichthys intestinalis (scribbled pipefish), 3951 nucleotides long. Its product is annotated as tetraspanin-5. The record is from RefSeq and is a predicted model, not a curated record. The coding region runs from base 319 to 1137 and encodes 272 amino acids. NCBI's taxonomy places the organism in Eukaryota, Metazoa, Chordata, Actinopteri, Syngnathiformes, Syngnathidae. Gene Ontology annotation, cellular component: plasma membrane. The transcript is spliced from 10 exons.